AGAAAUUGUGCAGUGCACGCCAAUCAACUCUAAAAUCGAAGUAUUUGGGAGGGGGGAAAAAAAGACUCUGAAAUCAAAGUAUUCAUAUUAGGGGGAGUGAUCGUUGCAGGUCUCGGAUUGUGUGGUCAGGAAUUGCACAAGUUUCCGCCGAAUAGCAACCACCUCUUGAUGUCAAAAUCACGCUCUUCCGCUCUUCCUCUUCCGUUCAGUCACGACACCUAACCAAUUUCUUUACUCUUACUAGCACCCAGCAAUUUAUCUCCUUCAUCUUUCUUCUUCAGCUUCCGAACCUAGUUAAUCAUGGCUCUGGUGAAUCCGUUUCAAACUUCUCUGGUUUUUCGUCUUUCCUAUCCGCCAUCCAAGCAAAAUUCACCACCGGUACUUCUUUGCUCUCUCUCGUCACAACCCUUCAAACCAUUAUCAGCGAGAGGGAAGCAUGCAAGGUGUGGCGCCAUCGCGGAUGUUAAAGCUGUUCCUUCGCUUGGUCACAACGAUGAGGAAGAUCACAAGGUUCUUGUGGGACCUUCCGGUGACGAAGAGCUCAGAGGUGAUCGGGCCGUUGCGGAUUACGACUGGACAGAAGAAUGGUACCCCCUGUACCUUACUCAGAAUGUGCCCGACGAUGCGCCCCUGGGUCUCAAAGUGUUUGAUAAGCAGCUUGUGUUGUUCAAGGACGGGAAUGGCGAGCUUCACUGUUACGAAGAUCGCUGCCCUCACAGGUUAGCGAAGCUAUCUGAGGGCCAAUUGGUUGAUGGAAGGCUUGAAUGCCUAUACCAUGGUUGGCAAUUCGAAGGCGAAGGGAAAUGUGUGAAGAUACCUCAGCUUCCAGCUGAUGCCAAGAUCCCUCGUUCAGCUUGUGUUAAAAAAUACGAGGUGAGGGACUCUCAAGGAGUCGCCUGGGUGUGGAUGUCUCGAAAGACUUCUCCAAAUGUUGAUAAACUACCAUGGUUUGAGAACUUUGCUAGGCCAGGGUUUCAAGAUGUGUCAACAACUCACGAACUCCCUUAUGAUCACUCCAUACUUCUUGAAAACCUGAUGGAUCCUGCUCAUAUCCCUAUCUCACAUGAUAGAACAGACUGGACUGCCAAAAGAGAGGAUGCGCAGCCGCUGCGUUUUGAGGUAACUGAACGGACUGAAAGAGGAUUUGCAGGUUGGUGGGGCAGAGAGAAAGAUGGGUCUAUGCCUAACUUUUUACGGUUUGAAGCUCCGUGUGUUCUCCAAAAUAACCGGGAAAUUGUCGGCAAAAAUGGUGAAAAGCACUACUUCACAGGUCUCUUCCUCUGUACGCCAACAGGGCAAGGUAAAUCCUUGCUCACAGUAAGGUUUGGAGGAACUAAAAGAUCCCCACUAAUAAAACUGUUCCCCAAAUGGUACUUCCAUCAGAAUGCAAGCAAGGUGUUUGAGCAAGACAUGGGAUUCUUAUCAUCUCAAAAUGAAAUUCUAUUGAAAGAAAAAGUUCCAACAAAGGAACUAUACCUUAAUCUGAAAUCUUCAGACACAUGGGUUGCCGAAUACAGGAAGUGGAUGGACAGGGCAGGACAUGGGAUGCCAUAUCAUUUUGGCUACAGCACCAUUUCAUUGCCAAAGGAGCCCGCCGUGGUUGAACACGCCCCUGCCGGACUUGUUGCCGGGCUCUCAGCUUCUUCCCCUGCUAAGGGAGGCAAUGGAAGCAUGCAUGCUCCAAACUUGGCUAAUAGAUAUUUCAGGCAUGUAAUACAUUGCAAAGGGUGCAGAAGUGUUGUGAAAGCUUUCCAGACUUGGAAAAGUGGACUUUCGGCUGUGGCUAUUGCCUUGGUUGCGUUUGCAAUCCUGGCAACUGGGAGACAGUGGAAGGCCCUUCUGUUGGUAUUGGCAUCCAUAUGCUCAGUAGGAGUCUACGCAUGUUCAACCGCCAUAGCAAUGAAUACUACGAAUUUCAUCAGGACACACAGGAGACUCUGAUAGAUUAAAUGUUACAAAUUCUCUUAUUGCACUUCUAUACAUCUCACAUUUAGCAGUUUGUUGAAAUAUAUUGUUGCUUGCCACCCUA
Prosopis cineraria is the source of this 2029-nucleotide messenger RNA. RefSeq names its product protein TIC 55, chloroplastic. NCBI's taxonomy places the organism in Eukaryota, Viridiplantae, Streptophyta, Magnoliopsida, Fabales, Fabaceae. Gene Ontology annotation, cellular component: chloroplast. The coding region runs from base 301 to 1941 and encodes 546 amino acids. The transcript has 3 exons. Gene Ontology annotation, molecular function: 2 iron, 2 sulfur cluster binding; chlorophyllide a oxygenase activity. Gene Ontology annotation, biological process: protein targeting to chloroplast. The record is from RefSeq and is a predicted model, not a curated record.